AGGGCAGCUGGGCCACGCAAUAGUAAUGUGAUGUAACUUGCUGAAGGGUGGGCUUUUUGGAGUGAGAAAGGGAGGCGAUAAGAUGGGGUGUUGUACAAAGGGCCCGCGGUGGUCUUGUUACAUAACGUCGACGAGAACCGCCCCUCACUUCAGGGAAUAAUAUUACGCAACUUUCCCCACACCGUUUAGUCCACAAGGCGCGUGUUUGCCAAAGAAGACGACAGCAUGUCGAGCACCAAGAUCGCGUCGGCUCUCCGCCUUUUCCCGAGGCGAUGCAGGUCCACGGCGGCGUCCACCAAGAGCCAGCGGCUGGAGAAGGAGCAGGACGGAUGCGCGGUGGUGGAAGCGGACCCCGUGGAGCUCAUCAGCCAGAGCGGCAAGGCGCCAAAAGAUGGAGAAAAGCUGAGCAAAAUCCACAUCGACUUCAACAACACGGAGGAAGCUUACAAAAGUAAGGACAACGUCGAGCUGCUGAGGAGCCUGCUGGUCUUCAAGCUGUGCACCAUUGACGUGCUGGUGGAGAAGAACCGGGAGUUAAUGGAGCUGAGCAAGAAGCUUCUGGGUCAGCGGUUGUUCGAGAAGCUGAUGAAGAUGACCUUCUACGGACAGUUUGUGGCCGGGGAAGACCACAACGCCAUCAAACCCCUCAUCCAGAAGAAUCAGAUCUUUGGCGUGGGCGCCGUGCUGGAUUACAGCGUGGAAGAGGACUUGACGAAAGAGGAGGCGGAAAAGAAGGAGAUGGAUUCAUGUCUGUCUCAGGCCGAGAAAGAAAGUCCAGAUGCUGAACACCGUGAGAAGAAGUACAAGGCCCAUCGGCAGUUCGGGGACAGGCGCGGUGGCGUCAUCAGCGCCCGCACAUACUUCUACGCAGACGAGGUCAAAUGUGACAACCAGUUGGAAACUUUCAUCAACUGCAUCAAAGCCUCAGGCGGCGCCUCUGCAGAUGGCUUUUCGGCCAUCAAAAUGACAGCCUUGGGACGCCCACAAUUCCUUCUCCAGUUUUCCGAGGUCUUGGUCAAAUGGAAGCAGUUCUUUAAGUUCCUGGCAGCACAGCAGGGCAAAUCGGAAAUGACGACGUUGGAGCAAAAGCUGGAGCCGGAACAACUCAAGGAAAGUUUGACCAAGCUGGGUGUUGCUGCCAAGGACGACAUUGAAAACUGGUUCACUGGAGAGAAGCUGGGUCUGUCGGGGACCAUAGAUAUGCUGGAUUGGAACAGUUUAAUCAACGAUACAACAAAAAUCUCCAACCUUCUUAUGGUGCCAAACCUUGAGACGGGCCAGCUGGAACCUUUUCUGAACAUGUUUACAGCUGAGGAGGAGCGACAAAUGAAGCGAAUGCUGCAAAGAGUGGACGUUCUGGCUAAUUACGCCGUGGAAAACGGCGUGCGGCUCAUGGUGGACGCCGAGCAGACGUACUUCCAGCCAGCUAUUAGUCGCCUGACGCUGGAAAUGCAGAGGAAGUUCAACAGAGAGAAGCCAAUCAUAUUCAACACGUAUCAAUGCUACCUGAAGGAAGCCUACGAAAACGUGACAGUGGACGUGGAGUUGUCGCGCAGGGAGGGCUGGUACUUUGGCGCCAAACUCGUCCGGGGCGCCUACAUGUACCAGGAAAGGGCCCGAGCCGAGGAGAUCGGCUACGAGGACCCGAUAAACCCCGACUACGAGGCCACCAACAGGAUGUACCACAAGUGUUUGGAGUACUUGCUGGAGGACAUCGACCACAGCCGCAAAGCAAACAUCAUGGUUGCCACUCAUAACGAGGACACGGUGAAAUUCACCUUAAAAAUGAUGAACGAGAUGGGCCUAUCACCCACUGAGAAUAAAGUCUACUUUGGGCAGCUGCUUGGCAUGUGUGACCAGAUCAGCUUCCCCCUAGGUCAGGCGGGCUUCCCGGUCUACAAAUACGUCCCGUACGGUCCUGUCAACGAGGUCAUCCCGUAUUUGUCCCGCCGCGCUCAGGAGAACCGCGGCUUCAUGAAAGGCUCGCAGAGAGAGCGCAGCCUGCUGUGGAAGGAGCUGAAGCGCAGGCUGCUGGGGGGGCAGAUCCUCUACCGCCCCGUCUACUGAGUCACAUGACCGCCCUCAGGCGUCCGUGACUCACUACACUACUAACUCUUUUUCCCAACAACUGGAUUCGGGUUGUUUCUUGCAAGUAUAUUUAUUCUACUCUGCUGUGAAAAUCACAAAUCUUCACUUUUGUGUUGUU
Messenger RNA from Nerophis lumbriciformis (worm pipefish), 2206 nucleotides. RefSeq names its product proline dehydrogenase (oxidase) 1a (gene prodha). Gene Ontology annotation, cellular component: mitochondrion. Gene Ontology annotation, molecular function: FAD binding; proline dehydrogenase activity. Lineage: Eukaryota; Metazoa; Chordata; Actinopteri; Syngnathiformes; Syngnathidae. The record is from RefSeq and is a predicted model, not a curated record.